This is a messenger RNA of Metarhizium acridum CQMa 102, 1398 nucleotides long. RefSeq lists its product as uncharacterized. The record is from RefSeq and is a predicted model, not a curated record. NCBI's taxonomy places the organism in Eukaryota, Fungi, Ascomycota, Sordariomycetes, Hypocreales, Clavicipitaceae. Gene Ontology annotation, cellular component: cytosol. Gene Ontology annotation, molecular function: argininosuccinate lyase activity.
AUGGCAUCUGGAAAGAAACCUGCAGAAAACAUGCUUUGGGGUGGACGCUUCACAGGCGGCCUUGAUCCCCUCAUGCUCAAAUACAAUGCGAGUAUUGUGUACGACAAGCUCCUGUAUAAGGAAGAUAUCCUUGGCAGUAUUGCGUUUGCACGCGCAAACGCUAAGUCUGGCAUCAUAUCCAACAACGAGUUCACUGAAAUUGAGAGAGGUCUCCGGGAGGUUCAGAAGGAGUGGGAGGCAGAUGCCUUUGUUAUCAUGCCCAAUGAUGAAGAUAUUCAUACUGCCAAUGAGCGUCGGCUCGGUGAGAUUAUUGGCAAGGACAUCGCUGGCAAACUACAUACGGGUCGCAGUCGCAAUGAGCAGGUUGUCUGUGAUAUGCGUCUGUGGCUUCGCAACCAGAUCCAGGAGAUUGAGAGCCACCUAGUUGCCUUCAUUGAGGUUAUUGCCGGCCGCGCUGAGGCCGAGUGCGGCAUUAUCAUGCCUGGAUAUACCCAUCUCCAGCGUGCUAUGCCGGUUUUGUGGUCGCAGCAUCUGUUGUCAUAUGGCUUUUUCUUUGCGAGCGAUCUUGAGCGGCUGCGCGAGACUUCAAAGCGUGUGAAUAGGAGCCCACUUGGUUGUGGUGCUCUCGCUGGCAACGGCUUUAAUAUCGAUCGCGAUAUGAUGGCUGAGGAGCUAGGCUUUACAGGCCUCAUAUGGAACUCCAUGAAUGCUGUUAGUGACAGAGAUUUUGUCACUGAAUUUCUACAAUGGGGUAGUAUGUUCAUGCAACAUAUUUCUCGAUGGGCCGAGGAUCUUAUUCUCUAUUCCUCUACAGAGUUCGGCUUUAUUUCCAUUGCUGAUGCUUAUUGUACUGGAAGCUCUUUAAUGCCGAAUAAGAAGAACCCAGAUGGCGCAGAACUCUUGCGAGGAAAAGCUGGUCGAGCGUUUGGCCAUAUGGCUGGCCUUAUGUGUACCCAGAAGGGCCUACCCAGCACAUAUCAAAAGGACUUGCAGGAAAGUUGGGAACCUAUGUUAGAUCAUGUGAAGACUAUCUCUGAUAGCCUUCAGAUCGCAAACGGUAUCCUCAAUACCCUUACUGUUAAACCAGAGCGGAUGAGGGCUGCCCUCGAUCCAUUUAUGCUGGCUACUGAUCUUGCUGAUUAUCUCGUACGAAAGGGUGUACCCUUUCGUGAGACGCACCAUAUCUCUGGGCGAUGUGUGGCUAAGAGCGAGGAGCUAGGUAUCCCGAUGAACGAACUCUCACUGGAGCAACUACAGGCUAUUGAUAGCCGGUUUGGGGAGGAUGUUUCGCACACGUUUGACUACGAGAGAAGCGUCGAGAUGAGAUCAGUCAAGGGUGGUACUAGUCGGGCACGCGUCCUGGAGCAGGUCAAGGUUCUUAAGGCCAUGCUGGCUUAG